Cyprinodon tularosa is the source of this 1999-nucleotide messenger RNA. Its product is annotated as ephrin-A2-like. Bases 609 to 1274 code for a protein of 221 amino acids. Gene Ontology annotation, cellular component: plasma membrane. Gene Ontology annotation, molecular function: ephrin receptor binding. NCBI's taxonomy places the organism in Eukaryota, Metazoa, Chordata, Actinopteri, Cyprinodontiformes, Cyprinodontidae. The transcript is spliced from 4 exons. Gene Ontology annotation, biological process: ephrin receptor signaling pathway; axon guidance; osteoclast differentiation. The record is from RefSeq and is a predicted model, not a curated record.
GAAAGUUGAGACACACUGCACAGAGUUGAACUUUGCAGGGCGCCUGCAGACUAACGGAGCAGCGCGGAGAGUUUGGAGAAAGGUCGCAGCAGAGCUCCGGAGAGGGAGACUUCAGAGUUACAUAAGAGAAAACAUAAAUCCUGAAUGAGCGCUGGGCUCUGGCUUCAGCCACAGACUCUGCGCGUAAAUGCGCGACUGAGUUGAGUUUCCAGCUAUGAGCAGGACGCGUGGACUGCGGUUCUGACCCGGUUCUGAGUGUUUGAAAAUGAAACUGUGGAGCAGGUUGUCCUCCUGGAUGAAUGUUUGGAAUAUUUUCUUGACUUUAGGCGGUGAAGUGUCUCCGUGGAGCUGUUAGUUCUCCACGCAUGAAGUCGUGAGUCCUGCAGCUGAAUGAGAUGGAUGAUCAUCUGAGCGCCUGUUUGGAUCCAGUUCAGCUCUGAGCGGCAGAAUGAAGCCAACCUGCUGUAAAUAAGAUAGUUUUAAUAUCUGUGGAUUGAGAGUAACUGAGGAACCUUUCAAAGUCGGACCGGAGAAGUUUUUCAUGUGCUUCUGUUCUGGUUCCCCCCGCGGCUUACAACGCGCUCACAGCUGAACCCGAAGAGACGCGGAUGUCCGCCGGGACGCAGCGCGCCGCGCCGCUGCCGCUCAUGGAGCGCUCCGGGCGGCCGUCGCUGCUGCUGCCUCCACCGCUGCUGCUGCUCGGGCUGCUGCUGCGACUCUGCUGCGCCGUCACCGACGACCGCCUCAUCUCGGACCGGUACGCUGUCUACUGGAACAGCUCCAACCCCAGGUUCUUCCGGGGUGACUACACAGUGGAGGUGGCAAUCAAUGACUACCUGGACAUCUACUGUCCUCACUACGAGGUGCCAGAGUCGGCCGAGCGCAUGGAGCACUACGUUCUUUACAUGGUGAACUACGACGGCUACAUGAGCUGCAACCACUACAGGAACGGCUUUAAACGCUGGGAGUGCAACCGGCCACAGAGCCCCAACGGGCCGCUCAAGUUCUCCGAGAAGUUCCAGCUGUUCACGCCCUUCAGCCUGGGCUUCGAGUUCAGGCCGGGACAUGAGUACUACUACAUCUCGUCCCCACAUCCAAACCUGGCUGGGAAACCAUGCUUGAAGCUCAAAAUCUACGUCAAACCAAGCAAUGACUCCAUUUAUGAAUCACCGGAGCCCUUCCUGACCGACGACACCACCGGCGGCAGCAACCUUGCUCUGCCGUCUGCCAUAUUGCUCUCGCUCCUCCUCAUCCUCCUCCUCGCCUCAUCGUAGCACCACCUCCUCUUUCUCCCGCUGCUGCAAGAACAGAACAGAUGAAGAUGAAGUCCUGCUUCCUAAACUCUGAUCCUUUUCUGGACAUCAUUGAGGAGUCUGAGGUCAGCAGCGGGAGACUUUUGGAGCCGCAUCUCGAUUCCACAUGGAGUCUCUGCAAACUCUUCUGCUUUGUGAUGUUGCUGUUAAAAAUCAAAUACACUUUCAGAUCUACAAGCUGAGACUCCACUGACUCCCAUGUUCAAAUGUCCACCGCCUGCUGGAUUUGAUGUAUCUUAAACCUUUAAGCUUAAAUCUGCCUUGUCUAAAUUUUAAAAUUUCCAUGUGGUUCAUUUUAGAUUUAAUGCCAAAGUUUUGUAUAUCCGCUGUAUGAGCUCCUAUUAGCUGUAGCCAAACGCUAAGACUGCCAUAAAAGUGGUUCUUUUAUUUUUGAGAUUUUGCAUUGUUGCACAGAUAUCAGCUAAUAUGCAGAAGUCAAAAUGCAGAUAGUUUUUCUUCAACUUUUGGAAGAUUUACAGAAAAAAUAAAAAAGAAAUCUAGAUCCUAGUCAAAAAUAAUGGCUAGCAGACAGAUGAUCGAUCAGGAACUCCUUGUAUUCCCUGACAACUUCUAAAUGCUGCUAGCUUUAACCUUCAACUAGGAUGAAGUAUCUCAAAAAAAAAAAAAAAAAAAAAAGUUUAAGGUCUGAACACAUCUUGUUGUAACUAAAAUUUACAAAUAAAAUA